GAGCUACUCCUCUCCUCUUGCUAAAUUCUAGUGCCCACGCUGUACUUUUUUCCCCAUCUCGGUUGUUUAUCCCUGUGAGAGAGAUUCUGGUACCAGAUGCAUUUCCCCACCAUAUAAACAGUCACAGAUUCUUUGUUUGAUCAAGUUCCGAAGCAUACUGCAUCAGAGAGAAAGAGAAAGCGAGAGAAAACAGAGUGAUGGAACGUUUCUUGUUUCUGGGUUUCAUUGUUCUGUUCGCGAUAUUAGAACAGCGAGUCCUAGUGGGAGCAGACGAUGGGUUUGUGAAAGCAAGUGGUGUUCAACUAAUGUUGAAUGGGAGCCCCUUCUAUGGUAAUGGCUUUAAUGCCUACUGGUUGAUGUACGUGGCCUCUGAUCCGUCUCAGAGGAACAAAGUCUCAUCUGCAUUUCAAGAGGCUAAAAGUCACGGACUUAGCAUAGCUAGGACUUGGGCUUUCAGUGAUGGUGGUUAUAAGCCACUCCAAUACUCUCCGGGAUCCUACAAUGAGGAUAUGUUCCAGGGAUUAGACUUCGUGGUAUCCGAAGCCAGAAGAUAUGGGAUGAAGUUGGUGUUGAGUUUGGUGAAUAACUACGACAACUUGGGAGGAAAGAAGCAGUACGUGGAGUGGGCAAGGAGUCAGGGCCAGUCCGUCAGUUCUGAAGAUGAUUUUUUCACUAACCCUGUUGUGAAGGGAUACUACAAAAACCACAUCAAGACUGUGCUUGCAAGACGUAACAGCAUCACCGGAGUUGCUUACAAAGAUGACCCAACUAUAAUGGCCUGGGAGCUCAUGAAUGAGAUAAGGUGUCCUUCAGAUCAGUCGGGAAAAGUUGUUCAGGCUUGGAUUACUGAGAUGGCAUCUUUUUUGAAAUCCAUUGAUGGAAACCACUUGCUUGAAGCUGGUCUGGAGGGUUUCUAUGGUCAAUCAAAGCAGCAGUCUAAUCCCAACUUCCUGGUAGGAACAGAUUUCAUCGCAAACAACCAGAUCCCAGGCAUUGACUUUGCAACAGUUCACUCGUACCCUGAUCAAUGGCUCUCAGGUUCAGGUUAUGAAGACCAACUCUCGUUUUUGAAUGGUUGGCUUAGCGAGCACAUCAAAGAUGCUCAGAACACUCUUCAUAAGCCACUCUUGUUCGCUGAGUUUGGAAUAUCAACUAAGAAUUUGGGUUCAAACUCGAAGGCCAGAGACGAACUCUUCAACACUGUGUACUCUGCGAUCUAUUCAUCAGCAAGUAGUGGUGGGGCUGCAGUUGGAGGCUUAUUUUGGCAACUCCUAGCUGAAGGAAUGGACUCUUUUCGAGAUGGCUAUGAAAUAGUCUUGGGCGAGAGUCCCUCAACUGCCGGUUUGAUUGCUCAAGAGUCUCAAAAGCUUAAUCGAAUUAGAAAAAUGUUCGCGAGACUUGAAGACAUCAAGAAGUGGAACGAAGCCAAUAAUGGCGGGAAUUGAAAUAGCCAGCCUAACAAAACUUGCCAGCAUUGUGAGCUCAGUUAUUUGUUAAAAUGGAGGUAUCCGCAGUAUUUGCUUCCUCUCCUUAAGAUGAGUUCGAAUAUAAGUGUGUUACCGGUAUGUAAAAUCUCGUAGAAAAAGAAUUUAUUAUUCUAGUAAGAAACAAGCAAGUUCAAUUUCAUGUAACGUAAAUCGUAAUAUACAAGCGAGCAAAUGUGUUGUAUGCUCUUGUUGCUUUUUCCUAGAUUUAUGUCUGCAAAUUAAACGCAGAAGCUUCAGUCAUCGGACCAUUCAAUGAAGACGCCUCUGAAUGAUUUA
Messenger RNA from Neltuma alba, 1763 nucleotides. Its product is annotated as mannan endo-1,4-beta-mannosidase 7. Gene Ontology annotation, biological process: polysaccharide catabolic process. The transcript has 5 exons. NCBI's taxonomy places the organism in Eukaryota, Viridiplantae, Streptophyta, Magnoliopsida, Fabales, Fabaceae. The record is from RefSeq and is a predicted model, not a curated record. Gene Ontology annotation, molecular function: mannan endo-1,4-beta-mannosidase activity. The coding region runs from base 198 to 1445 and encodes 415 amino acids.